Glycine soja is the source of this 654-nucleotide messenger RNA. RefSeq names its product monothiol glutaredoxin-S6-like. The record is from RefSeq and is a predicted model, not a curated record. NCBI's taxonomy places the organism in Eukaryota, Viridiplantae, Streptophyta, Magnoliopsida, Fabales, Fabaceae. The coding region runs from base 81 to 389 and encodes 102 amino acids. The transcript has a single exon.
AUACCCAACUUCAAAAACUCUUCAUAAACUGAUCUAUUACUUAGCAUUGUUGCUUUAAGCUACAAAAGUUCUAGGAGAUCAUGGACCUAAUCACCAGCAUGGUAGCUGAAAGGCCCGUGGUGAUCUUCAGCAAGAGCACAUGUUGCUUGAGCCACUCCAUGACCACACUGAUACGUAGCUUUGGUGCAAACCCUACUAUUUAUGAGCUUGAUGAAAUGACAAAUGGGCAACAGAUUGAAAGUGCACUGCUUCAAAUGGGGUGCCAGCCAAGUGUACCUGCUGUCUUUAUAGGACAACAAUUCAUUGGUGGAUCUAAGAGAGUUAUGAGCCUGCACCUUAGGAAUGAGUUAGUACCAAAGCUCAUAAAUGCUAGAGCAAUAUGGAUUUGAUGCAAAAGUAAUUUCUACUAUAUAACUACCAAACAAGAGAACAGUACUGAAAUGUCAACUGAAUAAUUAAGGGUUUUGAACUCUGGCUAUCUGGCUAUACAUGCCUUAGUUCACAUUCGGACAUGUCUUUAGUUCUCUGAUUAAAAUAAAGUUUCGGUGGUCCAUCUUUUGGACAUCUUACUUAGAGGAUGUCAUGUCAAGUACGCAGUUAUGACUUCUUUGUUUAAAAGAAUAUAUAAAAUGAACAUCAUUUGGCAUGCAAUUA